Pyrus x bretschneideri (Chinese white pear) is the source of this 2131-nucleotide messenger RNA. Its product is annotated as protein DA1-related 2-like. The record is from RefSeq and is a predicted model, not a curated record. NCBI's taxonomy places the organism in Eukaryota, Viridiplantae, Streptophyta, Magnoliopsida, Rosales, Rosaceae. Bases 421 to 1947 code for a protein of 508 amino acids. Gene Ontology annotation, molecular function: ubiquitin binding. The transcript is spliced from 12 exons.
UGACCUUUCAAUUGUUAACAUGUCAUCGAUAAACAGAACUACAGUUAAACCUUCGUGUAGAAGGACUAAUACGUAUAUUUGCAUGUGCAUAUACAAAUAUAUGAAGUUGAGUUUUCUUUUAGUUGGAGUUUUGAGAGAAAUGAAUUGAAUUUCAUUGCUUUGGAAGCCAAGAAUCUGAGCCUUUCUCUGCGUCUCUCUGUCUACAUUCUAAAAUCACUUUCUUUCUCUCCCGGAGAUUCUCUUGCUUUCUUUCUCUCUUUCUCUCUCGGCCUUUUAAUUUUGACGAUGCCUGGUGCCUUGUUCUCCUCCAUCUUUUCUUUCAAGCCGUCUGUCACGUAAUUUCUCUCUCUCCCUCUCUGUCUUUCUCUCUCUCUGUAACCGUCCCUAGUCUCUUCCUAUACAUAAGAAGCUCAGUAUUCAAUGGCUCCUUCAGGUGUCAACCAGCUUUCUCACCCUUGUAUUUAUGGGGAUUUUGUUUCUUCGAACACCGAGAGGAAGUCGCGCUUUAUGAAAUGGCUCAGUAAACUUUUCAGGAGUGGGCUUAGCCGUCGAGAAGCCGCCGCUGGUAGUAGCCGGAAUCCGCAGCUUAUUGGUGACGAAAACAUGCUUUGGCAGGCGCCACCUCGAUCCUUGGAUGACAACUCUAGAGCACAGAAGGAGAAAGAGGAGUUAGACCAUGCAAUUGCAGUGUCUCUGGCUGAAGAUUUGAAAAGACCGAGUGGACACAGAUGGCAGACAGAAAAAGAUGAAGAGCUUGCUAGGUCACUUCAGGAAGGUCUGAAUCCAUUGUAUCCUCCAUAUGCCCCAGCUCAUCCACAGUAUUAUCCCUGUGCACAACAAAGAAUAUGUGGCGGUUGUAAACGCGACAUUCGCUAUGGCAACUACCUGGGUUGCAUGGGGACUUUUUUUCAUCCCCAGUGCUUCUGUUGCCGUUCUUGUGGCCACCCAAUUGUUGAGAAUGAGUUUUCUUUGUCAGGGAGGGAUCCAUAUCACAAGUCCUGCUUUAAAGAUCUGGCUCAUCCCAAGUGUGAAGUUUGCCAUCAAUUUAUUCCAACAAAUCGAGCUGGUUUGAUCGAGUACAGAUGCCAUCCGUUUUGGUCACAGAAGUACUGUCCAGCACAUGAACAUGAUAACACAUCUCGUUGCUGCAGUUGCGAACGCUUAGAGUCUUGGGAUGCAAGGUACUUUUCACUGGGUGACGGGCGGAGUAUAUGCUUUGAGUGCAUGGAAUCCGCUAUCAUGGACACCGAUGACUGCCAGACGCUGUAUCACACCAUACGAGACUAUUAUGAAGGGAUGAACAUGCAACUGGAUCAGCAAAUACCCAUGCUUCUUGUCGAAAGACAAGCACUUAACGAAGCUAUUGUGGGCGAAAAGAGUGGCCUCCACCACAUGCCCGAGACUAGAGGUUUAUGCCUUUCGGAAGAGCAGACCGUCACCAGUAUCCUCAAAAGGCCGAGAAUCGGGGGGAAUCAAUUUACCGGGAUGAGAACACAACCUCAGAAAUUGACUCGAAAAUGCGAAGUUACUGCCAUUCUUGUUCUCUAUGGCCUCCCAAGGUUACUAACAGGUGCCAUUCUUGCCCAUGAAUUGAUGCACGGUUGGUUACGCCUCAAAGGGUACCGGAACCUUAAUCCCGAGGUAGAGGAAGGCAUCUGCCAGGUGCUUUCAUACAUGUGGCUUGAGUCAGAAGUAAUGCCGGAAUCCAAAAACAUGCCGUCUUCAUCUACAUCCUCAGCUUCAUCUUCCUCUUCCACGUUUUCAUCGAAAAAAGGUGGAAAAUCGAAAGUUGAGCACAAACUAGGGGAGUUUUUCAUGCACCAAAUCGCCAACGAUUCUUCACCUGCAUACGGAGGAGGGUUUCGAACAGCCAAUGCAGCUGCCAACAAGUAUGGUUUGCGUAAUACAUUGAAUCACAUUCGCCUCACCGGAAACUUCCCAUUGUAACGAUGAAAAAUAUUGCUAUUUCACUGGCGUCUUUGCCUUUAUACGGCCAUUGAAGUCUGAAGAUAUAUUAGUUUGCUCAACCCUAAAAACGGAUUGAGCCCGUCCCAGAAGCAUACAAGCUAAAAUUGUCACUCUUCCAAUCAAAUAUUAAUAAAUAAUAAAUAAAUAUUAAUGUAUUUCUUUU